AUGACGACCAAGGCCUACGGAACCCUGGCGACAAAAAUCCUGGCUCGGUACCAGGGGACCGGGCCCGGAGGGGGCUCGACGGGCUACCAUGUUCAGCGCAACGCCGACAACCUGGCGUACUAUGCCCUGGCCAAGUACGUCAUGACGAAGAACGGGAACAUAUACCCGCACCUGCCCGUGGUCACGUACAAACUCUCCGGGCCCCCGUACCCGGGAACCCUCGCUAUGUUCGAGGAGGAGGACGGCAAUUUUUACAUGAACACUACCGUCGACAAUCUGUCGGCCUGGGAGACAACGCCCGGUGACAACUACCCCGGCUGUUCGGAUAAUGAAAACCCAAGUGCGGGCUCUUCGAUCCUCACCAUUGACAGAUUCACUCCGGACUUCGCGUACCCAAACGACUAUAUCAGCCAAAAGAAGAAGUGGAUCGAAGACAUUCGCGGGUCUGAUGCGGGUGAAAAUGAUGGCGGGUCAGGAGGCGACCAGGGGCAGCAGAUCACCAUUGCCUCGUAUAUCAACCCCCUCAGAGACCCGACCGCGUGGUCAUGGCUCCUCGCGUAUGACACAGGCAAGGUCAACAUGUUGGUUGCGAAUGUCCUGAACGGGCCGGAUUAUAUGGUUAACAAAGAUUAG
Messenger RNA from Aspergillus luchuensis, 633 nucleotides. Its product is annotated as putative spherulin 4 family protein. The transcript has a single exon. NCBI's taxonomy places the organism in Eukaryota, Fungi, Ascomycota, Eurotiomycetes, Eurotiales, Aspergillaceae. The record is from RefSeq and is a predicted model, not a curated record. The coding region runs from base 1 to 633 and encodes 210 amino acids.